Molecule: messenger RNA, 3486 nt
Organism: Athene cunicularia (burrowing owl)
Lineage: Eukaryota; Metazoa; Chordata; Aves; Strigiformes; Strigidae
Product: shieldin complex subunit 3-like
Exons: 1
Coding region: 248-997 (249 amino acids)
Biological process (GO): positive regulation of isotype switching; positive regulation of double-strand break repair via nonhomologous end joining; negative regulation of double-strand break repair via homologous recombination
Source: RefSeq, a predicted model, not a curated record
AUAGAUAUAUGGGGCUUAUUUUUACUACAUGCUGCUUUUUUUGUAAAAGAUCCUAGCAAUAUUUUUCUUAAUAUGGUAGUAUAUUUUUUUUUUUAUAAUACUUCCACUUUAGGUCCUGUUUUCUACUGAUCUUUGCAGCACGAGGCAAGGAAAUUCUUGUAAAUAAGAUGUUUCAGUCUAAAUUUGAGAAUCCUAGCCAAGAGACUGUUCCUUUUCCUAAGAAUAACUGGAUUCCUACUGUACAAGCAUGGAAGUGGUCUUGCAUUAUCGACCACAUCAGAGAGAUCUAAUAAAACUGCAGAAAUUUGCAGAAGCAGCAGUGAAGGAGUUUCCCAUUCGCCAGUUACCAAGAUUUACACCCUGGUUUCCAAAUGAUUUAUACAGACUUCCCCUCAAACCAAAAAAGAGUCCACCUGUUAUUUCUUGUGAGGAAGCAGAAGAAUUGAAACAACGUUUUACACCUUCAGAGUAUGUCACAGGAUCUCCUGAUUAUGACUGCACAAAAAAUCUCCUUGAGUUUCAGACUGACAUGAAACUUGGGCAGACUUUAAUCCAAGCACAAACUAUUCACAGACCAAUUAAGUUGGAGAAUCCAGGACAACCACCACCUAAUGGACAACAAAAAUUGAAAAGGUCUUGGAGUGUCUCUCUCCCUAGCCCUCAGCUUAAAGAAAAGAUUCUUCCUUUAUCUCAAGAACUGCAAAGUAAUUUGGAAAGACUAAAACUGCAUGCAUUUUAUAGAGCAAAGUGGACAAUUGAACAGUCUAUUUGUAAUAAUCAAAAUUUGGAGGACAUCUGGAUAAAAUUGAAUAGACUCAUCAAGCAGAACGAAUUGCCAUCUUGCAAUGCUACUAUCCAAAGAUCUGUGGGACAGAUAUGGAUUUUCUGUGAUAUACUAUACUGUGAAUAUGUUAGAAAUAUUCUUAGGGAAAAGCUUAGCCUUACUGAUAAAAUGAAUUUGCUUGUACAUAAAUUUGGAAUUAUAUUUAGUUUAUAAUCAUAAGGUAGAGUUUCCUAAUAAAAUUGCUGUCUGAAGUACUAGAGUUUUUAAGCAGCAUAGAAUAUACAAACUUUAGGACACUGAUGAAUUAAUGAGCAGAAAACCACUUAAUAUUGCUACAGGUUUUUUUAACCGUAAUAAUAUAUUUAUUAACUUUGUUUUGCCAGGAGAUUUAUCAAUGGUUUCUGUUAAGAUUACUAAGUUUCUGUUUGGCUUAGAAUUGCAUUUUGUAGCUUUUCUCUACCUCAGUGGUUUAAAGGAGAAAAAUCAAACUAAAAAUUCCAGACUAUUAUAGCAAGUUUUGUCAGAUAAUAAAAUUUAUGCUUUCACUCAAACAACAUACAUCUUCACUGUGCUUCUUUGAAAUGAGGAGAAGGAAAAGUAUUUUAAAGUGAGUUGUUAUAAAGGGUCUGUGAUUAUUAUUGACACCAAGGCUUUCAAGAUCUGAUUUUAUUUCCUGAAAGUAGAGUCAGGGAGGAGGUUUGAAUUGAAGGCAUAGUACUCCGCAUGAAAUACAAACUUACUGUCUAUUGCAUGUGUAUGCUGUCUUGGUAACAUUACCUGUAUUUUCUCAGAAAAACUAAUUAAAGCUUCAGUGGAAGCUGAAGAAUAAUGAACAACUUAUCAUUUGCUGUUUUAUGACUUUGUUAGUAAGAUUUUUUUCCUGAUGUUACUGGUGGUUUAUCUCUAAUUAUAUUUGAGAACAAGAAAGCGCUGAUUGCCAGCUACAGGUCAGGAAAUUAAGAAAACAGACUUCUAUCUGUAAACCUCUAUUUGUUGUCUGUAUGGAAGGUAAAGGUCUCUGAGGAUUUGAAUGUGUUUUACUGUGAUAAAAGGCUGGGAUCAGCAUGACCUUUUGUCAGCUGAGAAAAUAGAAUGUUUCAAGGUCAUGCUGUCCCUGCUCAAUUCAGUGUUUGAAGGGUCGGCAGAACAGUUGAACUGGAAUCGAUAUGACUGCAAGGGUGUGAAUUUCUCUGAGGCACCCCUUACUAUCUCCAGAUAAAUUUGCUGUAGCUGGAGGUCAAGGGCUGUGGCAUCUGGAAAAGGGGGAAAAUAGGUGAAUGGUAUUUGUAGAUUGUGAGAUUAUCAUUAGCACUGAUCAUAAAUAAAAGUGUACAUAAGCAUAAUGGAGAUCCCCCUGUGUAAAAACAAAAUAGAAUCCCCUUGGGCUUUUACUUAUAUUUUUAUUUUACAUGUUGGAAUAAUGACAUUUUAUUAUAGGCAUUACAUAUAUUUUUGUAGUUUAAAAUUAAGAAUAUUGCUCAGUUUGGAUCAUUGACGUGAAUUUUCUAAACUUUAGAUAAAUGUUAAGGGGGAUUUAUAUUGACAUUUAGGGUGUUUCUGAAAUGUAAUAUUACCACUAUGCAAAACUGAUGUAAAAUGCUGUGUAGAGUAACUGAGCAUCAUUAUUGGUUUUAAAGUUUAUAUAGCCAAGUUAUUUCACUGAAAUUGUUUUUCUGAACUUACACAAAUUAGUAACAAAAGUUUCUUUGUGCAUCAGCAUUUUUAAAGAUGUAGAGAAGUAGAAUGCAUUGUGAUUUUGGUUUUCUUUAAUGUUGUAUUCUGUGUCUAGGAUCUAAGAAGAAAGCAGAUGAGAAGUUGUCCUGCAAAGAUACAAUAUUUUCUAAUAUUAAUUUAGUAAUCCUAUUAAAUAUGAUAAUUUUCAUUUUUAAGCUAUUUAUGUUUUGACUUCAUUCCAUGAUCUAUAUUUAUGGUUCUAAACAUGACUACACUUGAUCUGUAACUGUUCUUUUAGAAACAGUGAGCAAGUACUAGUUUAUAUGGUCUUACUGUAGACUUGAAAAAAAUUAGGUAACCGUCAAUAAUACAGUCCCACCAUAUUUAUUUAAUAUAUCAACAAAAGAGCUAAACAAACAUUUGAUAAACAGAGAGAUUGAUGUUCGCUGUUCAGUGGUAGCUGUCAGCUUUCUGCUGCUUUGGGUUGCUUGUAUGUAAAUAAUGAUCCCCACACUGCUAGCUGUUAGCACUCUAGCUGGAUAACUGUCAUGUAAUAAAAACUAAACACAACAUUUGGUUUCUCUGUGGAAUUAUUACGGUCUUGGUUAACACCAGUGUACAAACUGAAACCCAGAAUUUCAUUUUGAACUGUUCCAGAAAUGCUUAGUUCAUAUGCAUGUAUAAAUCAGUAUUUAUAUUUUUCAUUUUCAGUGUUGAAUCUGGUUCUUCAUGUAUUGUGUUUUGUAUAUUCGGUGACUUUUUAUUUACCUCGUGGUUCUAAGCCUUCAGAGGUCAUAUUUUUCAACUUUUCACCAUAACAAAGAGAAUGUGUCACCUUUUUUACCUGAAAACAGAUUUAUUUAUGUCAAUGCUAGCUUGCAUAGGUCUGCUCUAUAGUAGUUUAAGUUCUUGUGAACCAAUACAGCUCACUACACCGGAAUUUAUAUUGAAAUUACUUAAUAUUUUACAUGACUGGAAAUAGUAAAUAUUGACCAGACAUAUAAAAUGUACAAAAGAUGUAAAGAAAA